CCAAAUCCUUCCUAUAAUUAAAUUCUCCCAUCGCCUCUCUCUCUCUCUCUCUCUCUAAUGGAGGUCUCUGUGCCCCCCCACCCCUGUGUUAUACUACGCACCAAUUCAAAUCUACUAAACCCUAUCCCUAGGGUUGUUCUUCUUCCUUCAAUCAAGCAGCCACUCGCUUCAAUCAAUCAUCAGAAAUCAACAAUCUGUAGUAGCGCCAUCAAGGCCCUUGAUUCUCCUAUGGACACUGUUAGAGAUCGGAUUGGGUCGGUGAAGAGGGUUACGAAUGAAACCAAUGUGGUGGUGGAGUUGAAUCUGGAUGGUGUUGGUUCACCGGAUAGCAGCACUGGGAUUCCGUUUCUUGAUCACAUGUUAGAUCAACUUGCUUCCCAUGGAUUAUUCGAUGUGCAUGUGAAGGCUGCUGGGGAUACUCACAUUGAUGACCACCACACCAAUGAAGAUGUUGGCCUUGCCAUUGGAACGGCUUUGUUGAACGCGCUUGGUGAUAGGAAAGGAAUUAACCGCUUUGGUGACUUCACGGCUCCCCUUGAUGAAGCAUUGGUACAUGUUACACUGGAUUUAUCUGGACGGCCACACUUAAGUUAUGACUUGCAAAUUCCCACGGAGAGAGUUGGAACAUAUGACACACAGCUUGUAGAGCAUUUCUUCCAGUCAAUGGUUAAUACAUCUGGAAUGACACUUCACAUCCGGCAGCUUGCUGGGAAAAAUUCUCACCAUAUAAUUGAGGCAACAUUCAAAGCUUUCGCAAGAGCUCUAAGGCAAGCGAUAGAAUACGACCCACGGCGACGUGGCACUGUCCCUAGCUCAAAAGGGGUUUUGUCGCGUUCCUGAAGCGCGUUAAAAACGAAGCAGAAAUCUGAAUCAUGGAGUGGAUUGGUAUUUUUUUUUGUCAUUUCAACAAUACUUCUGGUAGCCUUGAUUUUGUAAAAUGGACUGUUGAAAUGUGCAGGAAAUUGUGAUGAUGUAGUUUUUUUUAGCCCUUGUUGUUCAUCCUGGUGCUAAUUGUGCGUUGAGAUUAAAAAGAAAUAUUUUGUGAUGUUUCUUUCCAUCUAAACAUUUGAGUUGAUUUCAGUUACAAUUACAAUUUUCUAUGUUAAA
Messenger RNA from Helianthus annuus (common sunflower), 1107 nucleotides. RefSeq names its product imidazoleglycerol-phosphate dehydratase 2, chloroplastic. Gene Ontology annotation, biological process: L-histidine biosynthetic process. Gene Ontology annotation, molecular function: imidazoleglycerol-phosphate dehydratase activity. Bases 58 to 840 code for a protein of 260 amino acids. Lineage: Eukaryota; Viridiplantae; Streptophyta; Magnoliopsida; Asterales; Asteraceae. The transcript is spliced from 8 exons. The record is from RefSeq and is a predicted model, not a curated record.